Messenger RNA from Cryphonectria parasitica EP155, 1007 nucleotides. RefSeq lists its product as uncharacterized. NCBI's taxonomy places the organism in Eukaryota, Fungi, Ascomycota, Sordariomycetes, Diaporthales, Cryphonectriaceae. The record is from RefSeq and is a predicted model, not a curated record. The transcript has a single exon. Bases 30 to 1007 code for a protein of 325 amino acids. Gene Ontology annotation, molecular function: acetyltransferase activity.
GAGUCGAUAAUCCAUCACUAUCAUCCAUCAUGGCGCCUGAGAGAGCAAUUCCUCCACCGAGCUUCAGCGAGGACCAGUUGAGAGAGUACUUCAAGCACAUCAAACUGCCAGAGAAGUACUACUCAGCAGGCUGUCGUCGAGAUGAAGCCUUCCUCACGGCCCUGCACCGAUACCACAUCGCGGCGAUCCCAUAUGAGAACCUCUCGCUUCAUUACUCCUCACACAAGACCAUCAGCCUCGACCCGACCUUCCUGUUCGCCAAGUUUGUGACCAACGGACGAAACCGCGGAGGCUACUGCAUGGAAGGCUCCCUUUUCUUCCUGGAGAUACUCCGCAGCAUCGGAUUCCGAGCCUAUCCUGCCAUGGUCCGCAUUCGUCUCCGAGAGAACGGCGUGCCAAAGGGAGACUACAUAGGCAUCGUCCACCUAGUCAUCAUAAUCGAAGUCCCCACGGCCCACGGCGAGACAGAGAAGUAUGUCUGCGAUGUAGCCUUUGGUGGCGAUGGACCCGUGGUCCCCAUGCCAUUCAAAGAAGGCGUGGUGACCCGUAAUAUCGGGACCCAGGAGAUUCGAUUCGUCCAUGAGGAGCUUCCAAAGUCGCUUGGAAAAUACUGGGUUUAUCAAUACCGGAACGGUCCAGACAAGGAGUGGAACUCUUUCUAUGCCUUUAACGACACGGAGGCCCUGGCGCGGGACUUUGAACCGAUUAACUACUGGACGAGCCAGGGACCGACUUUUCAAAAGACGACGAUGAUCAUUGUCAAAUUCCUGCUUGGUCCUGCCGGUCCUGAUGGGGACUCUGGUGUUGUUGGCAAGAUUAUGCUGGUCAAUGACACGAUCAAGAGAAACAUGGGCGGGAAGACAGAGGUGGUCCAGGUCUGUUCCACAGAGCCUGAAAGAGUCGAGGCUCUGAAAAAGCAUUUCGGUAUAUCCUUGACGGACGAGGAAAUCAUCGGAAUCCAGGGUAGUGUGACCGAGUUGAAGGACGUGGAGGUGCUCGGUGCAUGA